Molecule: messenger RNA, 420 nt
Organism: Mycena indigotica
Lineage: Eukaryota; Fungi; Basidiomycota; Agaricomycetes; Agaricales; Mycenaceae
Exons: 1
Coding region: 1-420 (139 amino acids)
Biological process (GO): regulation of translational fidelity
Source: RefSeq, a predicted model, not a curated record
AUGACCUCCCUGCAACGUCUCGCACGGCGGGUCUAUUCAUCCCUUCCACGCGCAACCGACACAGCUGGCAUUCCAACCAGUCCCACCUGGUCUGUCAACGAAUUGCUGGCUUCCUAUCCCCGACCAACACUUUCUACACACGCUCUAACGCGUCUCCAUAACCUAUCUGCCUUGGUUCCGCCUAAAGAAAACUCUCCUGAGCAUGCGAAACUCAAAUCGGAGCUGGAGGAUCUCAUUCGCUUGGUGGAAGCCGUCAAGCUUGUCGAUACAACCGGCGUGUCUCCAUAUCGUCGUGGAACCAUUAGCUCGACACACCCACAACCACAACCUCAGUCGGCAGAAGAUGGACGAGCAUUAUUGAAACAUGCGAAGCAAACCAAGGACGGGUUUUACGUUGUCAAUACUGACAGAAACCAUUAA